Gavialis gangeticus (Gharial) is the source of this 4420-nucleotide messenger RNA. It is a transcript of the gene AGPAT3, whose product is annotated as 1-acylglycerol-3-phosphate O-acyltransferase 3. The record is from RefSeq and is a predicted model, not a curated record. Gene Ontology annotation, molecular function: 1-acylglycerol-3-phosphate O-acyltransferase activity. NCBI's taxonomy places the organism in Eukaryota, Metazoa, Chordata, Crocodylia, Gavialidae. Gene Ontology annotation, cellular component: endomembrane system; endoplasmic reticulum. Bases 296 to 1426 code for a protein of 376 amino acids. The transcript has 9 exons.
UGUGUGAGAGAGAGAGUGAGGGUGAGUGUGUGCAGGAGAGAGUGGCUGAGCUGGGAGGUUUUUUGCUUUUGUUUGCCUGGUGGAUUUGUUUCGGAGUGUCUGAAAAGCCCUUUGUGUGUCACUGCUGUAAUCAAACCCCUGGGGGGAGGCGGGGAGAGGUGGAGCAGUGCAGAGGGGGCAUGCUCACUAGGCAGGUGAAGCAAAAGGAUCCGAGGCGCCCAGCUGUAUCGGUUGACCACACUGCAGGACUGUUAUUCUGAGUGAAGGACCCUGCAAGCGCUACUAAGUGGUUAUCAUGGGCUUAAUUGCAUUUCUGAAGACCCAGUUUAUAGUUCAUCUCCUCAUUGGGUUCGUCUUUGUUGUGAGCGGAUUGAUCAUUAACUUCAUCCAGCUAUGCACACUAGUCCUCUGGCCAAUAAACAAGCAGUUUUAUCGCAGAGUAAACUGUCGUCUCUCCUACUCGCUUUGGAGCCAGUUAGUAAUGUUGCUGGAAUGGUGGUCAGGCACCGAAUGUACUUUAUUCUCAGACCAGGCCACAGUGGAUAAAUUUGGAAAAGAGCAUGUCAUCAUCAUCUUGAAUCACAACUUUGAAAUAGACUUCUUGUGUGGCUGGACUAUGACUGAACGCUUUGGAGUGUUAGGGAGUUCCAAAGUUCUUGCUAAGAGAGAACUGUUAUACGUUCCCCUGAUUGGCUGGACAUGGUACUUCCUUGAGAUAGUUUUCUGCAAAAGAAAAUGGGAAGAAGACAGAGAUACAGUUAUUGAGGGACUAAAACGUUUGUCUGACUAUCCUGAAUACAUGUGGUUUCUCUUGUAUUGCGAAGGAACUCGUUUUACAGAGACUAAGCAUCGUAUCAGCAUGGAGGUAGCUGCAUCCAAGGGAUUGCCUAAACUCAAAUAUCAUCUGUUACCCAGAACCAAAGGUUUCACCACUGCAGUCCAGUGUCUCAGGGGAACAGUUUCAGCAGUGUAUGAUGUAACACUAAACUUCCGAGGAAACAAGAACCCCUCUUUACUGGGAAUCCUUUAUGGAAAAAAAUACGAAGCAGAUAUGUGUGUGAGGAGAUUUCCUCUUGAAGAUAUCCCUCAAGAUGAAAAGGCAGCUGCAAACUGGCUUCAUAAACUUUAUCAAGAAAAGGAUGCUUUACAAGAGAUGUAUAAUCAAGAAGGCAUUUUUCCUGGCCAACAGUUUAAACCUCCUAGAAGACCAUGGACACUUCUAAACUUUCUCUUCUGGGCUACGGUCCUCCUCUCUCCUCUCUUCACAUUUGCUUUUGGAAUUUUUGCAAGUGGAUCACCCCUUCUUAUCCUUGCGUUCUUGGGAUUUGUUGGAGCAGCUUCCUUUGGAGUUCGUAGACUGAUAGGAGUAACUGAAAUAGAAAAAGGCUCCAGUUAUGGCAACCAAGAAUUCAAGAAAAAGGAAUAACUGACAGCUGCAGCUCAGCACAUAUAGCCAGACUAUGGUAUCAAAUUAACUUCAUUAAAAAAAAAAAACACUUAGAAACUAUCUUUUUUUUUCCUUAGUAAGUGGUGACUAAUAUUAAUGAAUAAAACUUGAGCCAAGAGUGAAAAAAAAAUGGAAGAAUCAAGAGAAGAGAAAACAUCAACUUUUCUGCCUGUUUAAGGAGCAUUGUAUUCAAACUUUGACAGAAAAUCUGGGCUAAAAAAAUGAUAACCUUGCUUUGUCUGUGUUUGGGGGUGCAUAUUGGAUGCUACCACAUGCUUCUUCAGAUGAUCUAUCUCACUCACUUGGCAACAGGAGCCGUUGAACGUUUCCUCUUGCUAUAGCCAAUUUAAUAGUUGUUAUUUUUUUCCAACAUCUCUUCUUUUUUAAUGGUGAGGAUAAUCCAGAAAAGACAACCCAUUGUAAAUUAAUUGAUGGCUCUUUCUUAGGUGAAAGCCACUGGAAAAGCCAUUUCUUUAUGACUACAGACAAAAUCCCAUUUGUAUAUGUUUUACUGAAGGUGCUUUUUAUUUUCAGGCAACAUCUUUUAAUGUCUGUACCACAUGAAAACAGAUAAUGGAAUUUUGAUGAGAACUGUACUUUAUUGAUAAGCACACACUGUAGAUCAAAUUAACUAGUAUUAAUACAAUUUAAAUCUUCCCCCAGCAUCACGCUACCUGUUGCACAGAACUCCAUAAUGCCCAACAUACUACUUGUGUUCUUGAGCAUGGUUUGCCCUGUUUCACACUUUGCAUAUAUUUAUGCCUCAGAUCUUGUUUUGGUUUUCUGUUUGUUUGCUUUUUGUUUUCAAGUGAAUUGUUACCCUGCGAUUUGGACCUGUGCUAAGGAAGCUAUUAACUUAGUUGUCCUAAGGUCCUCCUUAUUUCUGUUUGUGUUUUAUCACCACUGAAUUCCUAUUUCACUGUUUUUUCUCAGGAGACUGUUGCAGGAGAUAACCAGCAUAAACUGUGGAGCAACCUUGAAAAGGCCUUUCCUUUCUUUUUGUAACAGCUUGAAAAGGAAGGGUCUGCAGCAAUCAGGAUACAAAUCCCAGCCAUUCUGAAUUUAAUGGCAGUUUCUGCCAUUUUUUUUAGCAGGGCCAGGAUUUCACCUUAUAUGUGCUAACUGUAUGGUGGUCUGUGUUGUGUUUCUUAGCUGACUUUGUUAGGAAACACUGUGAAGUAUUUGUUGGGUGAGCUAUGCUGUUAGAACUGAAAACCACUAGAGUGAGUUUUGGGUAUCUUCAGGAAUUUUUAGUAUCUCCAAUUAUGAUCACUUACUGCUGACACCUAAAGAUCAGAACUUUGGCUGUUACUUACCUUUGUCCAAAUGCACAUCCUGGGGUCUUGUAGGCUGCUGCUGUGCGUGCAACCUUGUGGCCAUUCAUAAAUAUGUGGAAACCUUUGCGUAUAUUUUCAAGUCUGAAGGUCAAGUUCUGCCCUUGGCUGAACUCCAGUAAAGUCAGCGGGAAUCCCUUCCAGGUAUAAAUGAGGGCAGAAGAUGGUCCUGAAGGUCCGUGAGUGUGACAUUUGCUCUCCUCAUACCCCAAGCUCUGUUUGAAAGUUUCUCUUACUUUUGUAAAGACUGGGUCUCAUUAAAGUGCUGGGUUUUUUUCCUUUGCUCAGUAGCCAAGGGUAAAAGACAGGUGCUAUUUUACCCCUUUCACAUUUUCUAACAGCUGAACCUCUUCUCCCACAGGGAUUUGCUUACAAGGAUUUUUUUUUUAGCUUCAAGCUUUACACAAGUGAUUUCCUAGCUUAGAAAAGUUGUUUAUUUGUUGGGGGGGAUCAGUUAUCACUCCUGUCAUGCACCUGACUGUCCAUUUGGGGGUCUCUUAAUGAGAUGAUUUUUGCAGGGUCUUUUAUCCAACCAAGUUCAGCACUGCACUGGCAGUGCUGGUGUUAGUAUGUUAUGCUUCCAAAGCAAAUAAGUCUGCCCUGAAGUAAUGGUGCACAACUCUUAUUAGUGGCAAGGAAAGUGAACAUGUGCUUCAAAGAGGCAGAAACCAGCUAUGAUUUGGGGAUGGAGGAUGGGGUUUUCUUUUGUAUUGGGCACUUUGUGCACUCACUUUUUAAACAAAAUUAGAACUCUGAAUGCUAAUAAACAGAAGUCUCUGGUUUUAUUUGAUGUUUUCUGACCAGAGGACCAAAACAGGGUGACUUGCUAUUAUUAUUUUAGGUAAUUGGGUAACAGCUGUAACUUUUGCUUGUUAGGAAGAUUUUACAGAUGCUGUACACUUGCUUUCUGAAGAUGCUACUGAGCAUAUUUAAAUUGCAGUUGCUUGGUAAUGAGCAAAGUAGGGCUUGCAAAGCAGAAAGACCACUGGCUAUGUUUUUCAGGUACCCAUGAGCAGAACCUAACGUAAUUCCCUUUCUUAAUUUUUUGAGGGGGAGGUGGGGGCCAAGGCAGGAGAUGCAGUCUAAAGGAGGAAAAGUUAAAAUUCCCUUCUCUGUAUUGGGGGACUUGUCUCCUCUUAGUGCAUAUAAUUCCAAGUUAGAUCCAAUGGGAUUAGUGCAUGUACAUCAAGGGGAGAAUAGGCAUGUUUCAUGUGUUUCCUUUUUUAUUAUCAUAACAUAUUGGCCAUGCUUUUGUUUUGAAAGUAUAAUAAAAAUAUUAUUGUUUACAAAAUUUUGGGUCUUCUAAGCAGACAUAACGGUAACAAUUUGGAAAACUGAAAUGUACAGCAGUGCACAGAGCAGGACACAAAAUCAUGCAAAAAACCUAAUCUUUCAUUGAACUUUCUUCGUUUCUUCAAGUAAGUUUUUUAUAUAUCUAUAUCUAAAUAUACAGAAUGUGUAUAAAUUAACAUGACUGGAAAUAGCUGCAGUAAAUGUGUCUAAUGAAGAGUAGCAGGUGGCUUGAAUUGGAAAAGUGAGCAUAGAUUUUAUAUCUUACACUCUUCUGGUUUAAUAGAAUAUAGCUUGUAUAUUUGACUACCAAGCCCUCUGAGAGCAAUAAUAAACAAAAAUAUAUCAU